This is a messenger RNA of Spea bombifrons (plains spadefoot toad), 2081 nucleotides long. RefSeq names its product ATP binding cassette subfamily F member 2 (gene ABCF2). The record is from RefSeq and is a predicted model, not a curated record. NCBI's taxonomy places the organism in Eukaryota, Metazoa, Chordata, Amphibia, Anura, Pelobatidae. Gene Ontology annotation, molecular function: ATP hydrolysis activity; ATP binding. Bases 139 to 1989 code for a protein of 616 amino acids. The transcript has 14 exons.
CGCUGCAGUAAGGUGGACGCUGAUUUGUGGGUGAGCCGGCGGCACGUGGGGCAGUCACGGAGAGAGAGUCAUCCCGGCUGAGGAGGAGCGGGGAGUCUGGAAAGAGAUUGCUGUUCUUGAAACUGGUUAUUUGCAAACAUGCCCUCUGACCUGGCCAAGAAGAAAGCCGCCAAGAAAAAGGAGGCAGCUAAGGCUCGUCAGAGGCCCAAGAAGGAGAAUGGAGACCCUGCCCCUGAGGAUACUGAACAGCAGCCAACCAAUGGCACGGCGGCAGCUGUGGAUGAAGUGGAUGAAGUGACUCGUCAGAUGGAGGAAUUCGAGCUCCGGAAGGCGGAGGCCCGCGCCGUCACCGGGGUUUUGGCUUCGCACCCAAACAGUACAGAUGUUCACAUCAUAAACAUGUCUCUGACCUUUCAUGGCCAGGAGUUACUGAGCGACACGACGGUAGAGCUGAACUCCGGAAGGAGAUACGGGCUCAUUGGUCUUAAUGGCACCGGGAAGUCCAUGCUACUCUCAGCCUUAGGGGGGAGGGAGCUGCCCAUCCCUGAGCACAUUGACAUCUAUCAUUUAACCCGCGAGAUGCCGCCCAGUGAGAAGACUGCUCUUCAAUGUGUGAUGGAGGUGGACACCGAGAGGAACAUGCUGGAAAAAGAGGCCGAGAGACUAGCGCAUGAGGAUGCUGAAUGCGAGAAGUUGCUCGAACUGUACGAACGUCUCGAGGAAUUGGAUGCUGUCAAGGCAGAGGUGCGGGCGUCGCGGAUCCUUCACGGCCUUGGAUUCUCACCUGCCAUGCAGCGCAAGAAGCUGAAGGACUUCAGUGGUGGUUGGAGGAUGCGUGUGGCUCUGGCCAGAGCCCUCUUUAUCCGCCCUUUCAUGUUGCUACUUGAUGAACCCACAAACCACCUGGAUCUCGAGGCUUGCGUGUGGCUGGAGGAAGAGCUGAAAAAUUUCCGCAGGAUUCUUGUCCUCGUGUCGCAUUCCCAGGAUUUCCUUAACGGCGUUUGUACCAAUAUUAUCCACCUGCACAACCGCAAGCUGAAAUAUUACACGGGUAAUUAUGACCAGUAUGUAAAAACUCGCCUGGAGCUGGAGGAGAAUCAGAUGAAGAGGUUCAACUGGGAGCAGGAUCAGAUCGCACACAUGAAGAACUACAUUGCACGGUUUGGUCACGGAAGUGCGAAGUUGGCCCGACAAGCACAGAGCAAAGAGAAAACCCUGCAGAAGAUGAUGUCAUCAGGACUAACAGAAAAGGUGGUCAACGACAAGACGCUCUCAUUCUUUUUUCCAUCCUGUGGCAAGAUCCCUCCUCCGGUGAUCAUGGUGCAGAAUGUCAGCUUCCGGUACGCGGCUGAUGGGCCCCUAAUCUACAAGAACCUGGAGUUUGGAAUAGACCUGGAUACUCGUGUGGCCCUUGUAGGCCCUAAUGGGGCUGGGAAAUCCACCUUACUGAAACUACUGGCAGGAGAGCUGCUGCCAUCAGAUGGAAUGAUCCGGAAACAUUCUCACGUGAAGAUUGGCCGCUACCACCAGCAUCUAACAGAGCAGCUUGACCUGGACCUGUCUCCCCUGGAAUAUAUGAUGAAAUGUUAUCCUGAAAUCAAAGAGAAGGAGGAGAUGAGAAAGAUCAUUGGGAGAUACGGCCUGACCGGGAAACAGCAGGUGAGUCCGAUCCGAAACCUGUCCGAUGGGCAGAAGUGCCGCGUCUGCUUUGCUUGGCUGGCCUGGCAAACACCCCACAUGCUUUUCCUGGAUGAGCCGACUAAUCACCUGGACAUUGAGACCAUAGACGCUCUCGCGGAUGCCAUCAAUGAAUUUGAGGGGGGGAUGAUGCUUGUGAGCCACGACUUUCGGCUUAUACAGCAGGUUGCGCAGGAGAUCUGGGUGUGUGAAAAGCAGGCGGUCACCAAGUGGACAGGAGGUAUCAUUUCCUACAAGCAACAUCUGAAGUCCAGGCUGAAUGAUGGUGAAGCCCCGCGCAAGGGCCAAUGAACCUUAUCAUCCCCCCACCCCCGGGACAGCCGCGAUAUCCCACCUUGAAGACAAGAUGAGACCCUCAUGCAAAUAAAAUCACACAUGAGGAA